AUGCGUUUUACUAUCCUCGCUGCAAUCGUUCCCUUGCUGUCUUUGACGGUUGCGCAAGGCAAUUGGAACUGCAAGAACUCGGAUGAUCCUGAAUACAUGAAAAUGGAUCUACAACACCGUCAGGCUUCUCCUAAUGGACUCUGCGUAAACGAUGGUGGCCUCGGGCUGUUAGCCCACCGAUGCACUGCUGUAAGGCGAAGCCUCGUUUCACAUGUCUUGAUGCUAAUAUUGGUUUUAGGGAAAGCCUUGCAAGCAAAACAACAAUGGUAUAUAAUCUUUCCUAAAUCUUGA
Molecule: messenger RNA, 291 nt
Organism: Bipolaris victoriae FI3
Lineage: Eukaryota; Fungi; Ascomycota; Dothideomycetes; Pleosporales; Pleosporaceae
Exons: 2
Coding region: 1-291 (96 amino acids)
Source: RefSeq, a predicted model, not a curated record